This is a messenger RNA of Nyctereutes procyonoides (raccoon dog), 2633 nucleotides long. RefSeq names its product TAP binding protein like (gene TAPBPL). The transcript has 7 exons. The coding region runs from base 1 to 1521 and encodes 506 amino acids. The record is from RefSeq and is a predicted model, not a curated record. Lineage: Eukaryota; Metazoa; Chordata; Mammalia; Carnivora; Canidae.
AUGAAGAGGACUCUGGAACGAGCACCUAGUGGCUUCACUGACAGGCAAGGCAGCCACGUUGAUAGCCAAAGUGAAAGCGAAAGUGGGCUGAGGACUGAAGAGAAAGCAACAGGCCGGCAGGGGUGGUUUGGAGAGACCCCUCUUCCGCAGCUCAGAGGCACCAGUCAGCAGGAACUGGUGCAAAAAGGCGGUUGGGGAGAGGGGCAGGAGCAGGGUGGUGGCUGCUGCUCCACUUGGCUGUCCAGGGCGGCCCCCAUGGGCCCAGAGGAGGGGUGGUACCUGCUGCUCUGCUUGGCUCUGUCCCGUGCGGCUACAGACCCAGCAGAAAGGCAGUGGCAAGCAGUGGAUGUGGUCCUAGACUGCUUCCUGGUGGAGGAAGGUAGGAACCCUGGAGGUUUUGCCGGCAGUAUGAAUAUGGUGAAGGCCUUGCUCGUGCUGAGGCAGGUACCAGUGCUGGAUGAUGGCUCCCUGGAAGGCUUCACCGAUUUCCAAGGGGGCACACUGGCUAAAGACAACCCAUCCAUUACCUUCGAGGCCUCAGUGAAUUUGGUACAGAUUCCCCAGGCUGAGGCCUUGCUCCAUGCUGACUGCAACGGGAAGGAGGUAACGUGUGAGAUCUCCUACUAUUUUCUCCAGGCCACUGAGAAGGCAGCUUGGUUCAUCACCAACGUGCAGGUAUCUGGAGAGGGACCUAAUAUCUCCAUGGUGAUGAAGACUCCCAGGGAUGCUGAAAAUGGGGCUGUCUUGCACCCCACACUGAACCUGCCCUUGAGCCCCCAUGGGACAGUACAGACUGCCGUGGAGCUCCAAGUGACAACACAGACCCCAUCCCUGAGUUUGCUGCUGGGGUCCUCAGCCUCCCUGCACUGUGGCUUCUCCAUGGCACCAGGCUUGGUCCUGACCAGUGUGGAAUGGCGGCGGCAACAUAAGGGCAGCGGCCAGAUGGUGUACAGGUGGACCAAAGGGCAGCAGCAUGCCAAGCGGGAGGGCGCCACCCUGGAGCCUGAGCAGCUACUCCUGGCCGGGGACGCCUCCCUCACCCUCCCUAGCCUCACUCUGAAGGACGAGGGGACCUACAUUUGUCAGAUCACCACCUCUCUGUACCAAGCUCAACAAAACAUCCAUUUCCACAUCCAAGCUUCCCCCAAAGUACGACUGAGCUUGGGGAACAAAGCUGUGCCAGCCACCCUCGUCUGCAACAUUGCUGGCUAUUAUCCUCUGGACAUGACUGUGAAGUGGACCCGAGAGGAGCUAGGUGGAGCCCCAGUUCUGGUCUCUGGUGCCUCCUUCUCUGGCCUCCGGCAAAGCUCAGAUGGCACCUACAGCAUCUCCUCCUUCCUGACCGCAGAACCAGGCCCUGAGGGCACCACUUACACCUGUCAGAUCACCCACAUCUCCCUGGAACAGCCCCUCAGUGUCAGCACCUGGAUUGCCCCACCAGAGCAGGAAACAACCUUUGGAGUCCUAUUUGCCAGCGGCCUCUUCCUUCUUGCACUGUUGUUCCUGGGACUUCAAAGAUGACAAGCUACCUCACCAAGAUCUGUCAAUACUCUGAAGUGGUAACCACUCUCCUGCCUCAGGAUAAAAGAAGAGUAGUCACGUUCUCCCAAAAGGACUCUAGCCAAGUCUCAGAGCUCAAAAAGACUCCAAGAAAGGCAUGAAGAAGGCACAGAUCAUGGGUACUCUGUCUCUGUGUAGGUCUCUGCCUUUUUUCAUUGUGUCCCUGGGCUGAACACAAUGUGAAGGGGUGAGAGGGUGGUAGGAAAGCAUAAUAUCUGGGUGGAGGUUAAAAAUGAGCCUGUGGUAGGAAAAGAAAAUGGGACGAGAUUAAGGAGUAAGCGGGUAAGUCAUGAGCUCAUGGUUCAUGAGAUAGAGCCCCGCAGCAGGUUCCACGCUCAGCAGUGAGUCUGCUUGAAGAUUCUCUCUCCCUCUGCCCCUUCCCCAACUCAUGCUCCUGCUCUCUUUCUAAAUUUUUUUUUUUUAAAGGAGCAAGUAAGGGACAGUGGGGCAAAGGUGGGGAUUGGGCCAUAACACAUAAGCAUUUGAACCCUAGUCAAGUAAAAAUCCCUUGUGUCCUCAGAAACAAAGCUUUUCUACUUUCCUGUCUUUUCCCCACACUGGACCCAACUAAGCCCUGUACCCAGGCCUACUCCCACCAACUUGCAGUGUUCAAGGCAUGAAAUGAAGGCCCUCAGAGGAAGCCCUGGGGCACCAUGCUGUGUGCUCUGUGUAACCUUGAGCUGCAAUUAAGGUCAUGCCCUUUUGGACAGCUACUGAGUAUUUCAGGAUACCUACAGGGUCCUCACUCCCUCAACUGCAGGUGAGGCUGCUGGGGAGCUGGGUGUGUUGGUGGAGGCCUCAUCUGGGUACCCCCUGGGUCAGGCUGGGCAGCCUGAGGACCCGUGAAGGAGGUACAUGGGUGGUGUCUGAGAAAUCCUGUAGCGGUUUGUGAUGUGAUGUUUCAGACAUGCACUCAGCUUCCUGUCAUCACUUCCUCUCACUAGCACCUGGGAGAGCUGGGCUGUGCCAGGUACGAAGACAGGGCAGAGACCACUUCCUCUGCCAACACAGAUCUUUCAUCUCGAGUACCAUGCGGCACAUGUGAGCCUUCCGGCCUUGAGCAACAUCACACU